AUGUUUAUAAGGCUGAUUAGCUUCUUGGUUCUUGUCGGUUUGUACGCCGGCUUUGGGACCAGUCAACCUCUUGCACCGGCUCUAAUCAUAAUGGGAGAUUCUGUCGUCGAUGCCGGUAACAACAAUCUUCGCCUUACCCUCGUCAAGGCCAAUUUUCCUCCCUACGGACGCGACUUCUCAGCCCACAAAGCCACAGGCCGUUUCUCUAAUGGAAAACUCGCCAUUGACUUUACAGCUGAGAAUCUAGGGUUCACUUCUUCCCCGGUAGCGUACCUUAGUCAAGAUGCAGAAAAUGUGACUAAUUUGUUAACCGGAGCCAAUUUCGCCUCUGGUGCUUCCGGUUAUCACGACGGAACUUCCUUAUUAUACAACGCAAUCAGCUUGACCCAACAAGUGGAAAACUACAAAGAGUACCAAAGCAAGGUGACGAGCAUGGUAGGGAGAGACAAAGCGAACGAGAUAUUCAAACGUGCCAUUCAUCUUCUUAGCACCGGAUCAAGCGAUUUUAUUCAAAGCUAUUACAUUAAUCCGAUCCUUAACACGAUAGUCACGCCUGAUCGAUACUCAGAUCGUCUCAUGAGAUUUUAUUCCACCUUUAUCCAAAAUAUGUAUGAUUUAGGUGCUAGUAGGAUUGGAGUAACGACGUUACCACCCUUGGGUUGUUUACCAGCAGCGAUAACGAUGUUUGGUGGUAUUGGGAGCAAUACGUGUGUCGAAAGACUAAACCGGGACGCGGUUUCCUUCAAUACCAAACUCAACAAUACGUCUGUGUACCUAGCCAACAAGCUUCCCGGUCUGAAAUUGGUCGUCCUUGACAUUUAUAAUCCUCUACUGAACAUGGUCAAGAACCCUGCCGAGAAUGGUAUAGUAUUUGGACAUUCCUUUAUGGCCUGUUGUGGAACCGGAACAGUGGAAACUUCGUUUCUGUGCAAUGCAUUAUCUGUGGGUACAUGUUCAAAUGCUACCAGUUACGUGUUUUGGGACGGUUUUCAUCCAUCAGAAGCAGCCAACCGUGUUCUCGCAGACAAUCUUCUAGGCCAAGGAUUCGCUCUCAUUUCCUAA
Eruca vesicaria subsp. sativa (arugula) is the source of this 1062-nucleotide messenger RNA. The record is from the annotation of a GenBank genome assembly. Lineage: Eukaryota; Viridiplantae; Streptophyta; Magnoliopsida; Brassicales; Brassicaceae.